UAGCUAAGACUAAAGACGAGUCAAGCUCAGACUUUAAGCAGGAAGAACCUUAAAGUCAGAGAGGGUAACUAGGUGGGUAACUUUCUUUACUAGGGUAAAGAAAAAAUCUAAACAUUCGUUUUAAAAAUGAAGAAUAAUUAAAAACUGGGAAAGGAUUAGAUGUGUUUACACUGCUGUAUGACAUCUGUAUUGCACACCUGCCUUGAGGAAUAAUAAGGAAGUACUUAUUUAUAAGAAGGUAUAAUCAAAGCUGUGUACUAGCUAAUUGUCAUUAUGCCUCAUUUUAAAGGCUGUUCCAACAGAAAACUGGAGGUAAACUUUGCAGGAAAGAGACUGAAAUCACUUCCUUCAGAUCUGCUUCAGAAAGGCCAGGAUGUGGACAAGGCAGACCUGCAGAAGAACAGACUUAUAGAAGUGAUUGGCAUCUCUCGUUUGUCAAACCUGACGGAGCUUAAUCUGUGCCGUAAUGAGCUUGUUGAGUUUCCUAAGGAGAUUAGUGAGCUACAGCAGCUGGUCAGACUUUACCUGAAUCAGAACAAAAUCAAGAGCAUACCUGAAAACAUAUUCCCUUUAUUAAAGAACCUGGAGUUUCUAAAGAUAAGCACAAACAAGCUUAGCCAAAUACCAUCAGACAUGAACAAGUGUGAAAAACUCAAUUUUCUAAAUCUGUCCAACAACUGUCUGAGGGACGUGCAGCCUCUGGUGGGCCUUAGCCACCUAAGAGAGCUGUAUAUGGAGAACAACCGUCUCACAGAACUUCCACAGGCUCUCUUUCAGUCUGAGAGCUUGGAAAAAUUAAAACUAAACAACAACCCACUUAGAAAACCUCCUGAAGCGAUUUGUCUCGGUGGUUUGAAGGACAUUCAAAGUUACUUUGAGAUGUUAGAAACUAGUUCAUUUACUAUCCGCACCAUUAAAACAAUGUUCCUGGGGUCUUCAAUGGCCGGGAAAUCCACUGUGUGUCGCAGUCUGAGUUGUGGUCACCCUGUAGAGGUGGCUGAGGAUGAUCGCACUGAUGGUAUAGAAAUCCAACAAUUCUGCAACGAAGAUGGAGUUCGCUUCCUCUUUUGGGACUUUGCAGGACAAGAAGAAUACUACUUCACUCACCAUGUCUUCAUAACGGCCCAGGCCUUUGUCAUUCUUGCUGUUGAUCUUUCCAGGUAUAAGCCUGAGUCUUUCAGAGAGAAAGUGGGCUUCUGGAUUAACAAUAUACAACUCAAGGUCCCAAAUGCAGUGGUCUUGUUAUUGGGCACUCAUGUUGACUGCUGCUCUGAUGAGAAGGCGGUGCAGGACAAAAAGAGCGAUAUAGAGGAGCGAGUGAACCAGAUGCUGUUAGACCGGAAAGAUAGUUUAGAGCAGCAAAGAAAGAACCUUGAGGAUUUUAACAACCCUUCACUGGUCUCUGAACAGAUUAGUGCAAUUGAACGACUUGAAGAAUACAAAUUGCAGGUCCUUGAUCUUAUAGCCAUUGACUGCACAAAACCUGAGGACAUUAAAAGGUUACAACACUAUAUCAACAAAGUGAUCGUAGAUACAGACACAUUUCCUUUUAUGGAACAAACACUACCUCAGUGCUACAGGGACGUGGAAAAUGAUAUUCAGGCCGACUUGGAGAAUGGCAAAAUUCCUCAACAUGGAAUAGUGGCUCACGGCGACAUCCUGGACCACCUAAACGCCUGUCACAAAGAAUUGGAUCAUGCUAAGCUGCGUGUUGUUCUUCAGUACCUCCAUAGAAGUGGAAUUAUUAUAUGGUACAGGGACAUCACAGACUCGAAUAAAAUGGUGUUUGUUAAACCGUCAUUCCUUAUCUCAUUGUUCAAGGCCAUUGUUAGACAUGAUUUGGUCAGUAUGCUGAAAGAGAUUCCUAGCAGAGAUCUAAAGAGGGAAAACUCUCUGGAGAAGCACAGAGACGCUUGGAUUAAGGACUUCGAGAACAAAGCGACUCUGAGCAAUGUGGCCAUACGAAUUUUGGUGCAUGCAGAACUCAAGCGGUCAGGUGUUGAUGAUGAUGAGCUGAUAGAGGAGAUAGUUGGGACCAAAAGGAAGGCUGGGCAGCUUAUCAAGCUGCUGGAGCACUUUGAUGUUUGUCUACCGGCUAAACAAGGUGCUCGACUCAACCCUGCAGCCCCAGAAUUUUGUCCAGACAAAAAGUGGGAGCCAUCAAGCCCUGAGGUAUAUGAACCGAAUGGAAGUUGUCUUUUCCCGAGUUUCCUUAAGAGUGACAAGGAUGUGAAGGAUAUGUGGGGACAGGACAACCUGGAAGACAUCACUGUCCAAGUUUACUUCCUUCCUGAGAUACCUCAUGGAUUCUUCCAUAGGCUGGUCAUCAGGAUCUGCUCGAUUUACUCCACCAACUGGAUUGGGAAAGAGCAAUGUCUCUUCACUUGUGGAAACAGACGUCUCCUGCUCAGAGAACGAGCUGGUACCGGAGACCAGUUCAUCGAAAUCCGGGUCAAACACACUGAUAUUUCCACUUCAGGAAAUAUCCAGAAAGCAUGGGACAUGAUAAAGGUGGCGAUGAUACGGCUGGCUCAGCUCACACAGCAGUGGAGAGGCCUGUGUCAGUACGUGUACAGCCCAUGUAAACACAUAGGCUGCGAUGCUCACUUCGAGUGGUCAGACUGGCAAGACUGGAUCGAUCCUAACGCAUGUGAAAAAUUUAAUAUGGAUCCAGAGGAUAAAAUAACAUGCUCUAGGGGACACAUUCGCAGAACUGAAUGUCUGUUUCCUGUUAGAAGCUGUGCAGGUCUGAAGAUCUGACACCUGAGAAAUGUACCUGCCUUGAACUCGAUUAUUCUGGGAAGAAAAUAUAAUAAGUGCAAUGAAAGCAAUUUUAUCAGAAAUACUCUAAAAUUCAUGAAUGUCAUUAUUAUAGGAAAACAAAUAUAAUGUGUAGUUGCACUGUUGUAUUGAAGAAGCUUUUAAACAUUUUCUAAUAGAAUAUCCAGUCCA
This is a messenger RNA of Tachysurus vachellii, 2952 nucleotides long. RefSeq names its product malignant fibrous histiocytoma-amplified sequence 1. The record is from RefSeq and is a predicted model, not a curated record. NCBI's taxonomy places the organism in Eukaryota, Metazoa, Chordata, Actinopteri, Siluriformes, Bagridae. Gene Ontology annotation, molecular function: protein binding. The coding region runs from base 274 to 2760 and encodes 828 amino acids. The transcript is spliced from 10 exons.